AUGUUCACGCGAGGCACCCGCGUCUUCGAAGACGAGUACGAGGGCCAGAACAACGAGGGUCUUCGCGCGGGCUUACAAGAUGGCGAAGCGGGAGAUCCCUCAAACAACAUGAACACACAGCCCGAGCACAGCACCGAUAAGAGUUCCGAGCGGUGGCUGGAUGAGGCUCCGCCGGGUGAAUAUGAAGCUGAGGGUGACCGGCUGGAGCGUGAGUCUGGUGGCGGUGGAGACGGGGUGAGUUUGCUGACGGGAUUAGGGAGGGGGGAAGAAUAG
Molecule: messenger RNA, 273 nt
Organism: Aspergillus mulundensis
Lineage: Eukaryota; Fungi; Ascomycota; Eurotiomycetes; Eurotiales; Aspergillaceae
Exons: 2
Coding region: 1-273 (90 amino acids)
Source: RefSeq, a predicted model, not a curated record